Salvelinus sp. IW2-2015 is the source of this 10509-nucleotide messenger RNA. Lineage: Eukaryota; Metazoa; Chordata; Actinopteri; Salmoniformes; Salmonidae. The record is from RefSeq and is a predicted model, not a curated record.
CAAAUAUGUGACAUGGAAAUAUAAACUUUAUCCUUCAUGUUUCAUAUCAUUUGGACAUCUGGACAAUUGACAUUAUGGGAAGUAACAAGGCGGAGACAACCAAACAGAAUCUCUGAAGAAAAAUACUUCCUUUUAUUUGUUGAAUAUUCUCUUGAACAUUCCACACACCGAAAGGAUCGCGUGGCUGGAACAACUGUGUGUGUUGUGAUGCGUUUUCUCUAUCUUUUAUCUAGUGUCAGUUUAGAUUAUUUGAGUAAGAUUUGUGCGAUUCUAGAAUGGCUCGCUUCGAAGAGGAACUAUCUAACCGGCGUGGAGGGGUCUGUCAAGCGGGCCCACCAAGAGUGGCAGGUAGGCCAGCAGGCCCCCCAAGCGGCCCUAGGGUGUACAAACAAUCAAUGGCCCAACGAGCCAGGACAAUGGCCAUUUACAACCCCAUCCCUGUCAAGCAGAGCUGUCUUACUGUCAACCGGUCUCUAUUCAUCUUUAGUGAGGACUGUAUCAUACGGAAAUAUGCCCAAAAGAUUACCGAAUGUCCAUUUGAAUACCUGAUCCUGGCCACCAUUAUAGCCAACUGCAUCGUCCUUGCCUUGGAGCAGCACCUACCAGCCAGCGACAAGACCCCCAUGUCAGAGCGCUUGGAUGACACAGAGCCCUAUUUUAUUGCAAUAUUUUGUUUUGAAGCUGGCAUUAAGAUCAUCGCCCUUGGUUUUGCGUUUCACAAAGGCUCCUAUCUUCGGAAUGGCUGGAAUGUAAUGGACUUUGUGGUGGUACUAACAGGGAUGCUGGCUACAGUGGGAGCAGACUUUGACUUGAGAACUCUGAGGGCAGUACGGGUCCUGAGGCCACUGAAACUGGUGUCUGGAAUCCCUAGUCUUCAGGUAGUUCUAAAGUCCAUCAUGAAAGCCAUGGUGCCUCUGCUGCAGAUUGGCAUGCUGCUCUUCUUCGCUAUCCUCAUGUUCGCCAUCAUCGGCCUGGACUUUUACAUGGGCAAGUUCCACCGGACCUGYUUCAGGACUGAUACAGGUGAGCAGGCAGCAGAGUUCCCCUGUGGUUUGGAGGCUCCAGCGAGGACCUGUGAAAAUGGAACUGUGUGUCAGGAAUACUGGAUCGGCCCCAACUACGGCAUUACCAACUUUGACAACAUCCUCUUUGCUAUUCUGACCGUCUUCCAGUGCAUCACCAUGGAGGGAUGGGUGGACAUCCUCUAUAACGCCAACGAUGCCUCAGGGAACACCUGGAACUGGAUCUACUUCAUCCCCCUCAUCAUCAUCGGAUCCUUCUUCAUGCUCAACCUGGUCCUGGGAGUCCUGUCUGGGGAGUUUGCCAAGGAGCGUGAGCGUGUGGAGAAGAGGCAGGAGUUUCUGAAGCUUCGCAGGCAGCAGCAGAUCGAGAGGGAGCUGACUGGAUACCUGGAAUGGAUAUGCAAGGCAGAGGAGGUGAUGCUGGCAGAGGAGGACAAGCAUGCUGAAGAGAAGUCUCCUCUGGAUGGAGCGUGGUACAAGAGGAAACACAACAACCCAGUGUUAAAAAGAGCCAAGAAGAGCAAGCAUGACCUGAUCAACGCUGAGGAGGGCGAAGACCACUUCACUGACAUCUCAUCUGUUGGGUCUCCGUUCACCCGGGCUGCUCCCCCAGGGUCUCCGUUCACCCGGGCCAGCCUGAUGAGCAGCAAGAACGACAGUGCUUACUACUUCCGGAGGAAAGAGAAGCGGCUCCGCUUCACCAUCAGACGCCUGGUCAAGGCCCAAAGCUUCUACUGGACAGUCCUGUGUCUGGUGGGCCUCAACACACUGUGUGUGGCCAUCGUCCAUUAUGACCAGCCUGAGUGGCUCACCUAUGCGCUGUAUUUGGCAGAGUUUGUAUUCCUGGGCUUAUUUCUGACUGAGAUGUCCAUGAAAAUGUAUGGACUAGGACCUAGGAACUACUUCCAUUCCUCUUUCAAUUGUUUUGAUUUUGGAGUGAUUAUAGGCAGUAUUUUUGAGGUGAUCUGGGCAGUUGUGAAACCUGGGGCCUCCUACGGCAUCAGCGUCCUGCGAGCUCUCCGUCUGCUCAGGAUUUUCAAAGUCACUAAGUACUGGAACUCUCUGAGGAACCUGGUGGUCUCUUUACUGAACUCCAUGAAGUCCAUUAUCAGCCUGCUCUUCCUCCUCUUCCUCUUCAUCGUGGUGUUCGCCCUACUGGGCAUGCAGCUCUUUGGGGGAAUGUUUAAUUUUGAAGAGGAGACACCAACAACAAACUUCGACACCUUUCCAGCAGCCAUUCUCACAGUUUUCCAGAUUCUGACAGGAGAGGACUGGAAUGCGGUGAUGUAUCAUGGGAUAGAGUCCCAGGGGGGCGUGCGCCGGGGAAUGUUCUCCUCCAUCUACUUCAUCGUUCUCACCCUGUUUGGAAACUACACUCUGCUCAAUGUCUUCUUGGCCAUCGCUGUUGACAACCUUGCAAACGCACAGGAGCUCACUAAGGACGAGGAGGAGCAGGAGGUGGCCAUCACUAAGAAAAUGGCCCUCCAGAAAGUCAAGGAGGUGAAGGAGGUCAGCCCCAUGUCGGCAGCUAACAUCUCCAUCACAGCUUUUGUAAAGCAAAGUCGAGGUGCACUCUCUCGCAGCUCGUCCGUCUGCAGCGUUAAUUCACUUAAGGAGCAGCAGAAGUCUCUGAAGAUGAUGUCAGUGUGGGAGCAGCGCACCACUCAGCUGAGGAGACACAACCUGCGGGCCAGCAGUGAGGCCCUGUACAGCGAGCUGGACCCUGAGGAGAGGCUACGCAUGUCCUCCGCCCUGCACAUCCGCCCUGACAUGAAGACCCACCUGGACCGGCCCCUGGUUGUGGAGCCCCACGACGGCCCCGGCCCCAUGGGCCACCUCAAGCACCGGACCCCUAAGGAGACAGAUAACCCUGGGGACCCGGCCGGCCCCCAGCCACAUAGGCGCCACCGGGACAGGGAGAGACCCAUYGACGAGGCCAAUGAGAAUGGAGAUCCAGGCAAAGAGGGUAGGCACCAUGUCCAUCACAGUCACAGCAAGGACCCCAACGGGACUCGGAGUAAGGAGGGGAAGAGUGAGAGGUCGCACAGCCGAGAGGGUGGCAGGAGGCACCACCACCAGACCUCAGUGGACGAGGGAGGUGGAGGGGGAACUGGGACGGGAGAGAGAGAGCACCGCCACCACCACUCCCACAGACAGGCCAGAGAGGGUAACGGCACUGUCAACAGCGGACGCAAGGAUGAGCGCAGGUCACGCCACAAAGAUGGCCGCUCAGGAGAGAGAUGCUCCAGGGGAGAGAACGGGGCCAAUGGGGAGAGGAGGAGACAGAAGACCCACAGUUACAGGGGCCAGUCCACACUGAAGGGAGAGGAGCACAGCGAGAGGGAGAGGGGGAAGAGCCACAGGGACAGAUAUGUGGAGUCUGAGGGCGACUCCAUGGCCACUAGCACCCAGCAGGACCCUGGAGAUCAGAGGUGGGGCACAGAGAUACCUGAGGACUCAGACAACCAGAGGAACGUCAGACGGACAGGACGGACGGCCAUCCACAUCCCCCCUGUCACCAUCACCUCCCCGCCUGGGGAAACCCCCCUUCUCCCCAUGAACAGUAUAGACUGUGAGACCAUGCCUAUGAACGAGGAGAAGAAGACCCUGGAGGCGUUGACUCGGACCGGACCCAGACCCAUCCUCCCCUACAGCUCCAUGUUUGUGUUUGGCCAGACCAACAUGGUGCGGCGUCUGUGUCAUUACAUUGUGAGCCUGCGGUACUUUGAGAUGUGUAUCCUGGUAGUGAUAUCUAUGAGUAGCAUUGCAUUGGCUGCUGAGGACCCUGUCCAGGCCAACGCUCCACGCAACAAUGUGCUCAAGUAUCUGGACUAUGUCUUUACGGGAGUUUUCACAUUUGAGAUGGUGAUUAAGAUGGUUGACCUGGGCCUUCUGCUCCAUCCUGGUUCUUACUUCAGAGAUCUCUGGAACAUUCUGGACUUCAUUGUGGUCAGUGGAGCACUGGUGGCAUUUGCAUUUUCAGGGUCCAAAGGAAAGGACAUCAGCACCAUCAAGUCCCUUAGAGUUCUGCGAGUCUUACGGCCCCUCAAGACCAUCAAGCGCCUGCCAAAGCUGAAGGCUGUGUUUGACUGUGUGGUCAACUCCCUGAAGAACGUCUUCAACAUCCUCAUUGUCUACAUGCUCUUCAUGUUCAUCUUCGCUGUCAUCGCUGUGCAACUGUUCAAGGGAAAGUUCUUCUACUGUUCCGAUGAGUCCAAGGGACUGGAGAAGGACUGCAGAGGUAAUUUCCUGGACUACGAUAAGGAUGAGGUGGCYGCCCAGCCUCGGGUGUGGAAGAAGUAUGAGUUCCACUAUGACAACGUGCUGUGGGCCUUCCUCACUCUCUUCACUGUGUCCACCGGAGAGGGCUGGCCCGAUGUUCUGAAGCACUCUGUGGACGCUACCUUAGAGGACCAGGGUCCCAGUCCAGGCUACCGUAUAGAGAUCUCCAUCUUCUACGUGGUCUACUUCGUGGUCUUUCCCUUCUUCUUCGUCAACAUCUUUGUGGCCUUGAUCAUCAUUACCUUCCAGGAGCAAGGGGACAAGGCCAUGUCAGAGUGCAGCCUGGAGAAAAAUGAGAGGGCCUGCAUUGACUUUGCCAUCAACGCCAAGCCACUGACGCGUUACAUGCCAGAGAACGUGCAGUCCUUCCAGUAUCGGAUGUGGAAGUUUGUGGUGUCACCCCCGUUUGAGUACGCCAUUAUGAUCAUGAUCGCCCUGAACACCGUGGUGCUCAUGAUGAAGUUCCAUGGAGCUCCAGACUUCUACGAAGCCAUGUUGAAGCACUUCAACAUCGUCUUCACUGCCCUCUUCUCUCUGGAGUGCAUUCUGAAGAUCAUCGCCUUCGGACCACUGAACUACCUGAAGGAUGCCUGGAACGUGUUUGACUUUGUGACCGUGCUGGGAAGUAUAACUGACAUCGUGGUCACAGAAAUUAAUACAACGGACCGGCUUUUGAACCUGAGUUUUCUGAGGCUGUUCAGAGCAGCUCGUCUCAUCAAACUUCUGAGGCAAGGCUACACCAUCCGUAUCCUGUUGUGGACCUUCGUCCAGUCCUUUAAGGCCCUGCCCUAUGUUUGCCUUCUGAUAGCAAUGCUGUUCUUCAUCUAUGCCAUCAUCGGUAUGCAGGUGUUCGGAAACAUUGAGCUCAACGAGGACACAGCCAUCACUCACCACAACAACUUCCGCACUUUUCUUCAGGCCCUCAUGCUGCUGUUCAGGAGUGCCACAGGGGAGGCGUGGCAUGAGAUCAUGCUGUCGUGUUUGAGUCACAGAGCCUGUGAUGAGAGGUCAGGCAACCUGGGGAAGGAGUGUGGCAGUGACUUUGCCUAUUUCUACUUUGUGUCCUUCAUCUUCCUCUGCUCUUUCCUGAUGCUUAAUCUGUUUGUGGCUGUGAUCAUGGAUAACUUUGAAUACCUGACUCGAGACUCUUCUAUACUGGGGCCUCAUCAUCUGGAUGAGUUCAUCCGUGUUUGGGCUGAGUACGACCCUGCUGCCUGUGGCCGUAUCAAGUACCUCGAUAUGUAUCAGAUUCUCCUCCACAUGUCCCCACCCUUAGGUUUGGGAAAGAAAUGUCCGCCAAGAGUCGCCUACAAGCGGCUAGUCAAGAUGAACAUGCCCAUCGCCGAUGACAACACAGUCCACUUCACCUCUACACUCAUGGCCCUGAUCCGGACGGCCCUGGAGAUCAAACUGGCCUCAGGGAUGGUUGCCCAGCGUCUCUCUGAUGCUGAACUGAAGAAAGAGCUCUCACAGAUUUGGCCAAGCCUCUCACAGAAGACUAUGGAUCUGUUGGUGACACCACACAAACCCAAUGAGCUUACUGUUGGGAAGGUGUAUGCAGCCCUGAUGAUCUUUGACUACUACAAGCAGAACCGAGCCAAGAGGCUCAAGGAACAGCAACAGCAGCAGCAGCAACAGAAUGCUACUGGCUCCCAGGGGAAGGUUAGGGCUCUGUUUAAACCAAUGCUGCCCCUGACUCACAAGCAGGAAAAAGUGAAGGAGAAGGCCAUGACCAACGUGGAGCCUCCCUGUGAGCUACUGCCUCAGCCUCAGUCUCAGGCCCUACCUACACCCAGUUCCACCCUGCUCAACAACGGAGGCACACUGCCAGGCCAUGAUGGCACCAUGAAAGGAUCAUCCUCCUGGGUGUCAGAGAAGUCUAGAGAGGUCCACAGACCCAGGAAUAAGACACCUGUCCAAGUGGGCCAGUCUGAGGAUGUCCCAAACCUAACCAUCCCCCAGGAGUCAGUGGAGAUGAGGAAGAUGGACACCAGUUGCAGUACAGUGCCUGGUCCUGGGUCUGGACUGGAGAGCCAGGGAAGAGCUGUGUCCAUGCCCCGCCUCAACGCAGAGCUGCAGAGGAGCAAGUCGCGCCACUCCCCGGGGACCCUGUUGGCACCAGUUCCUGACUGCAGCCCAAUGAAACGCUCUGCGUCCACCCACGCCCCCCAGCGCCCCCAGGAGGUGAACCUGCAUGAAUACACCCUGGAGAGGCCCAGCACCCAAGAAAGGCCUCACCAUCACCACCACCACCACCGCUGCCACCACCACCGAGAGAGGGACAAGAAGCAGCRGUCACUGGACAGGACGCCAAGCACCAUUGGUGCACCAGGAGACCCGGCUGCAGAGCCCUCGUCUAGAGACAGAGUGCAGGACCGCGGCCGCUCCCAUGAGAGGAAGAACCACUCGACGGCGGGGGAGAAGCAGCGCUACUACUCUUGCGAUCGCUACAGCAGCAGGGAACACUGCCACACCACCAAGUCUGCCACCACCAGCUGUGCCACCUCCCCCAGCGAGGUGCAGGAACCCAGCAUCAACAAGCAGGGUAGUGGUUCGGUUAGAGGCAGCCCAGUGAUGUUGACCUCAGGGGCUAUCACACCUAGCCGUGGACGCAGGCAGCUCCCACAGACCCCCCUGACCCCCCGCCCCGGGGUGACGUUCAAGACCGCAAACUCCUCCCCUGUGCACUUUUUGUCUGCCCAGUGUGGCAGCGGCCUGCCCACCCUGAGUCCUGGCCGGCUGAGCCGUGGGCUGUCUGAGCACAACGCCCUGCUGCAUAGUGGCACCUAUCACAUCCCCUCCCCCAUCACCCGCAUCAGCUCUGAGCCCUUCCUGGGCUACAGUCACAAUGACCCCCAGUGCCAGGGUAGCCCGUACUGCAACCUCCGGGAUGAGCUGCUGAGCCCUUAUGCUGCCAGAGCACGCUCCCCUCGGACUCCACGUCCUCAAAUGAGGCCGGGGGCCCUCCACCUGCCUCCGCCACCCCAGCAGAGACGUGCGGUGCCCAACGGAUACCACUUUACCUUCGGUGGUAAUGGCAACGCCAGCCUGGGCUCUGGCUCUGGUGCCAGGCCACCCAGGUACUAUCGCGAGGCAGAGGAGGAUGAAUGGUGCUAGCAUGGCUUUGAACAGAUGUUUUUAAUGCAUUUUGAGGAAUCGUGAUGAGUUUUAUCAUCUUUUUUGAAGGCUUUAGUUUACACUGUUGCUGUAUGAUAAGCUAAUUAUGGGAAAUAAAUUAUGGAGGGUUGGAAUUCAUUUGAAUGUGAACGAAACAGCAGCAUUUUUAGGACCUGGAUGAACAUGAAAGUGGAUGUGGAUUCGGUGAAUUGUUGGUAAUUCAGUUGGAUCUGACCAACUGUAAGGUGUCUUAUGCACUGAAGACAAUGGCAUUUUUCAUUGAGGGUACUUUUGCUUUGCUUCUUUAUCAAAUGUAAUUAUUUUUCAGUCUUGAUAGUGGCCCAGAUAGUGGCAUAAGAAACCCUCCUACAGGUACACACAGUAGAGAUGGGUGAGCAGCAGCCCUCUUUGCUGUCUCUGCGAUGAGCAGAGUGAUCGGCUCAAUGGAAAGUCCCAUUACAAUACCUAGACACUGUUAAGCACGUGUAAUAACACAUGAUUAGGAAAUACUUAUUGAAACUUCCCUAAGAAACACACUGGAAAAUAUCCCAAACAGCUAUUGCUUUGCUUUGGGACUCUUACCAUUCGAUAAUAUAAAGGGAUUUACAGUAGCUCAAUCCAUUAUAUGGCAUUCCCUUCCUGUCAGAAGAUACAGCCUGAUAGAGCAGAGGGAUCGAUGCUGUCAUUCCAGACAAUGAUUGUUGAUUUGCUGCUGUUUAACCAUCAAACUUAACUACCACUACUAGAGAGAAAUUAGGAAUGGAAAUUAAAUGUUAUUUGUUUUAUAUAAAACUAUUGUAGAUGUUAUCUUUUCACUGUCUGCAUUUUUUGUAUGAUGUAAAAACCACUUUGUUUAUGUAAAUUGCUUACAGUUUGUCAUAAUUUCAGGUCUGUUUCUUACAUACUCUCUGCUUCCAAUGUUUAAUACAAAGUGCCUAUCCUUUUUAGAUAUACUGUAGUAAAGAUGCAAAGUCAACCGUUUUUGGAAAGCGUCAACACUUAAGUAGUUUGUUCAAAUGGCUAGUUCUGCAGGAGAACAAGAUGUACAGCCAGCCUUAUCUGAGAAACGCUAACUUUUAUUUGAGAAAAAAAUUACAUUUGAAUGGAAAUGACUAAUUACCUUAUGAUUGCUGAUAUUUUUCUUGUUUAAUUGUCUUUUUGGUAAAUAUAUUUAAUCAAUUUGAGGGGUACAAUGAAAGCUAGUGCAAAAGCAUAUUUCACGAACACUUAACAAACAUGCAUUAACUGCAUUAGUAGCAUAUCAGUUCAGUUAGGAAGACAUUAUCAGAGUAACACAACUGCAUGUUUCAAUCAUAAACCUGGUUGACAACAGUUAUGAAGAUGUAGUAGUGUAUAUUUAUUUUCCUUGUGAGGAUACUCAACUGCGAUAGCAUUGCAACCUCUGUAUAGCCUUCUGUUUCAAUGUUAGAACUGCGGACUUAGUAAAGAACAUAAGGAAUCUGAUGAUAAACAAACAGUGUGCACUUUUUGGAUGGAUGUGCUUGAGAAGCAAAGAUUAAUACAGAUCCCUGAUGAGAGAGUGUGUUGAGUUGGGGCCCUAGCACCAGCACACCGGACCCCUCUGUGUCUCUCAAUUGGCUCAGACCCCUCUGUGGUAAGGUUUAAGUCUCCCCAUUGGCUCGGACCCACGUGACUAAGAUCUGCCCCCCGAUCUAAGCUUCCAUUUUUAAGAAGAGCAUUUCCCAGCUGUCAGAUUAUAAUAUAGAUCUGGUUCACACCUUCUAUCUUUCUAUCUACCCAUCCCAUGAUAACCGCUGAUGUUGAUGGUUCACAUCUGCCUCUAAAAAGCUAAAAAUAUUAUACAUGGACAGUAAUAUGUAUACAUGGACAGUAAUAUAAUAUCAUGGAAAAUGUUGCCCUGGGAUGGAUGAUCCAAUUUUUGGAUAGCUAAAAGAUUCUGCUCUUUUCUAUUCUACAGUACAUUGGGGGUGGAAUGUAGCAAGGUAUGCUGUAUUAAGGAUGCUCUACUCCAGUGAAGGUGUUGCUCAAUUAUUGAUAGUAACGGAGAUACUGUAGGUUGGACCAGGUGUUGCCAUGACCACACACUCGUCUGGGUUCUGUACUGCAUAUUUCCCAGAAGCAGGGUUUUGAUGACAGGGAAAGUAGGGCUAUGCAACAAGACACUAAGGUCAUGUACUUCAUCCAUUCUGUAGCUUUACGGGCUGAGAUCUCCAGAUUCAUUCUUCAGCAUGAUUGUGACCAAAUGUUUUAUAUAAAAAGUUUUUUUAUUUUAUUAUAAAAAUGUAUUUAAAAAUGCAUUAGGCACAACGAGUAAAGCGGAAAUUCAUAAAGUAUUUAGAAAUACAGCAACUUCUAUAUAUUUGCAUGCAUACAAUUUGCCCAUUUUGAUGAUGUCAAGAGGUAAACCUGUGUCUUAAAAAGGAAGUAAACAAUGUUAUGUUUAUUUYUAUCUGUUCCGUGUCAGGUCACCUGAGAGGGGUGAUCGCUUCAGAGGAGGGUGUUCAGAAAUAUUGAAUAAACUGUAAUGGUUUAAUUUUGUAUAAGACAGGAACAAAUUCUCCACAUUAUUGUACAGAUACAUUAAUUGAUUACCCCUUGACAUGUUGCCAUAGUGGGUCAAAAACAUACAUAUACUAUCAGUCUCUUCCUUCAUCUCUGUGGCCUCUGUAUUAUUUAUUUCAGAAGAAACAUAUCCACACCCUAGUCUCUAACAGUUGGUUGCCAAACAUUGAACUGUUCCUAUUUCUUGUUCUGCAAACCAACUGCAGUGUACAUGUGGCUUCUGGAGAAAAUAAUGUUUGCAUGUUCUGACAAUGUAUGUGCAUGUAAAUGUUAGUACUUUUUGAUACCAUCUGUUCAUUUCUUGUUCAUUUUUACUGAUCUUUGAUAUAAACUGUGGGGUUUGUUGAAAAAAAAACUUUAUAUAAAAACAGUAUUGAACAAUGUUGAUAGUUCCAGCCAUGCAACAGAGCUGGAACAUUAUUUGGGUCUUGAAAGUGAGUUGUUUGUUGCCUGAUUAUGUUUAUUGGCCAGACUUAGAAUUCUGAAGUUGUUUCUACAUUUACAUUUUGUAUGCAACCAAGUUCCUUGAAUUAAAAAUAUCAUA